AUGGCCAUCGCACAAGGAGGCGCCACCACGCACCUCAAGUUCAGCACCAACGAGGGCGAGACGUGGUUCAACUUCCGCUUCUCGGACCGGGCCGUCUACGUGUACCAGCUGCUCACCGAGCCCGGGGAGAAGAGCACCAUCUUCACCAUCUUCGGCUCCUACGCGGACCAGAGGCACGGCUGGCUCAUCCUGCAGGUCAACACCUCCGACGUCCUGGGCGUGCCGUGCUCCGACGCCGACUACAAGCGCUGGUCUCCGUCGGACGAGCACGGCAACGAGUGCCUGCUGGGCCGAGAGGUGACCUUCAGGAGGAGGGCCCCGCACGCCACCUGCUUCAACGGCGAGGACUUCGACCGGCCCGUCAACGUGGCCAACUGCUCCUGCACGCGGCAGGACUACGAAUGUGACUACGGCUUCAAGCCCAGUGAGGACCUGUCCCUGCAGGUGUGCGUCCCCGACCCCGAGUUCUCCGGUGACCUCUACGCUCCUCCGGCCCCGUGUCCCGUCGGCACCACCUACCGGCGCAGCAGAGGCUACAGGAGGGUUCCAGGAGACAGCUGCAGUGGAGGAGACGUGGCGUCCAGGCUGGAUGGAGAGAUGCUGCCCUGUCCCGUGGGAGAGAGCAACGAGUUCAUCCUGUACGCCGUGAGGAACUCCAUCCACCGCUACGACCUGGCCACCGGCACCGACCAGGCGCUGCCCCUGGCCGGCCUCAGGGAGGCCGUGGCGCUGGACUUUGACUACGACAGGAACUGCCUCUACUGGGCCGACAUCUCGCUGGACACCAUACAGCGUCUGUGUCUGAACGGCAGCACGGGUCAGGAGGUCGUUGUGAGGAAAGACCUGCAGAACGUGGAGGCCCUGACCUUUGACCCCAUCAGCAGGCUGCUUUACUGGGUCGACGCCGGGGCACAGAAGAUCGAGGUGUCAAACCCCGACGGCGACCUGCGGCACACGCUGCUCAACUCGUCCAUCCUGGAACAUCCGAGAGCUCUGGUCCUGCUGCCGGGGGAGAGUCUAAUGUUCUGGACGGACUGGGGUGACCGGGCUGCUGGCGUGUACCGGAGCUACAUGGACGGCACCAAUGCGUCCUGCGUGGUGUCGGAGGGGGUCCGCUGGCCCAACGGCAUCGCGGCCGACGAGCGCUGGCUGUACUGGACCGAGGCCUACAGCGACCGCAUCGAGAGGGCCGACUUUGGGGGGGGCUCCCGGAGCGUCCUGGUGGAGGGGCUGCCCCACCCCUACGCCAUCGCCGUCUUCAAGAACGACCUGUACUGGGACGACUGGUCCAGGAUGGGGAUCUUCAAGGCCCCGAAGGCCGGUUCCCAGAGCAAUGAGCUGAUCGUGGGCCGACUGACUGGAGUCAUGGACCUCAAGAUCUUCUACAAGGGGAAGAACCGAGGACACAACGCCUGCGCUGACCAGCCGUGCAGUCUGCUGUGUCUGCCUCAGCCGGGUCACCGGCACACCUGCGUCUGCCCGGACGGCGCCCCCACCGUGGCCACGCCCACCGGGGAGCUGCAGUGCAAGUGCCCCCCCGGGUACCUGCUGCAGAACGGCACCUGCGUAAAGACAGAGCACAGCUGUCUGCCCAACCAGUACCGCUGCUCCAACGGCCGCUGCAUCAGCAGCAUCUGGAAGUGCGACAGCGACAACGACUGCGGCGACAUGAGCGACGAGCAGGAGUGCCCCACCACCACCUGCGACCCGUCCAACGAGUUCCGCUGCGUGGUCUCGGGCUCCUGCAUCCCGCUCGCCUUCAAGUGCGACCACGAGGACGACUGCGGGGACAACAGCGACGAGGAGCGCUGCGAGUCCCACAAGUGCGGCCCGGGAGAGUUCACGUGUGCACGCGGGGUCUGCAUCCGCGAGGCGUGGCGCUGCGACGGAGACAACGACUGCAGGGACUGGUCGGACGAGGCCAACUGCACAGUGGGCCACCAUACGUGUGAGGCCAGCAGCUUCCAGUGUCACACGGGUCACUGCAUCCCGCAGCGAUGGAUGUGCGACGGAGACGACGACUGUCAGGACGACUCGGACGAAGACCCGCAGUACUGCAAGGGAACUCGGUGUAACGGCUUCCUCUGCUCCAAUCACACCUGCCUGCCGGCCACCGCGCACUGCAACGGCAUCCAGGAGUGUCCAGAUGGCGCCGAUGAGAACAACUGUGACCCGCUGUGCACCCGCUACAUGGAGUUUGUGUGCAAGAACCGAGCCCAGUGUCUGUUCCAGUCGCUGGUGUGUGACGGCAUCAAACACUGCGAAGACGGGUCCGACGAGGACGCCGACUACGCCGGAUGUGCCACGCCGACUGAGUUUGGUAAAGUGUGCGACUCCUACACGUUCCAGUGCGCCAACGGGGUGUGCGUGAGCCUGGAGUGGAAGUGCGACGGCAUGGACGACUGUGGGGAUUAUUCCGACGAAGCCAACUGCGCGGCGCCCACCGAGGUGCCCGGCUGCUCGCGGUACUUCCAGUACGAGUGCAGCAACGGCCGCUGCAUCCCGACGUGGUGGAAGUGCGACGGGGAGAACGACUGCGGGGACUGGUCCGACGAGGCCCAGUGCACGGGCGGAGGCACACCUCACACUGUGGCCCCCGGCCGCUCCACCUGUGCCCCCAACCGCUUCCACUGCGGCUCCGGCGCUUGCAUCAUCAACACCUGGGUGUGUGACGGCUACGCAGACUGCCCCGACAGCAGCGACGAGCUGGGCUGUCCCACAGCUGCUAAUGGCACCGCCAAGACGCCUCCAGCCCCCACUCAGGCUCCGCCCACUCCCACGCGGUGCACCCGGGGUCAGUUCCUGUGCCGCCGCCCCCCCCGCUGCAUCCCUGACUGGCAGCGCUGCGACGGCGUGCCGCACUGCCAGGACGGCUCGGACGAAGCCCUCUGCCCGACCCGCGGACCUCUGUUCUGCGGCAACGGGACGCGCUGCUCUGACGGGGAGGCCUGCGUUCUGGACGGCGAGCGCUGCGAUGGCUUCCUGGACUGCUCGGACCACAGCGACGAGGACAACUGCACCCAGGACACCCUGGCCUAUAAAGUCCAGAACCUCCAGUGGACACCUGACUUCCUGGGUGCCAUCACGCUGACUUGGUCCCGUCCCAAGAGCCUCCCUGUGGACUCUUGCUACUUCCUUGUUUACUACAGGCUGGUGGGCACCCAGCAGUGGACCGUCAUGGACACGCACAGCAACAAGACCAGCUACAAGCUGAUGGUGCUGCAGCCCGACACCACCUACCACGUCAAGGUGCUGACCCAGUGCCUCAGCAAGCUGCACAAGAGCAACGAGGCCAUCACCGUGAGGACGCCGGAGGGACUGCCCGACCCCCCCAGGAACCUGCAGCUGUCCUGUGAUAACGGCGAGGACGGGACAGUGGAGGCGUCCUGGAGCCCUCCCAAUAAAGGACACGGCCUCAUCAGAGAGUACAUCGUGGAGUACAGCGAGCGAGGGGGUCCCGACUGGACGUCCCAGAGAUGCACCACCACCAGCAGCGAGGUGAAGGAGCUGCAGCCGGACACUUUGUACCGAUUCAGGGUGGCGGCGGUGACCAGUCGAGGUGUUGGCAACUGGUCUGAGAUUAAAUCCAUCACCCCAAAAAAAGCUCUCCCUCCUCCCUCGGUGAUCGCCGACAGCAUCACAGGCGACUCCAUGAGCCUCUCCUUCAGCUUCAACUCGCAGUACGAGGUCAAGCGCUACGUCCUGAUCCUGUCCUGGCAGUUUGACACCCACGUCAAAGAGAGCAAGAACUACACCGUCACCGAGCGGAUCCUCAAAGCAACCAACCUGACGGCGGGGACGCUGUACGAGGUGGCCGUGUGGGCGCACACCACGGUGGGGGACAGUCCCACCGCGCUGUCCCACCACCGGACCGCCGGCACGCAGCCCGAGAGGCCCUUCCUCAAGACCCGGGCCCUCAACCAGACCGCCGUGGACUGCAGCUGGACCGUCAACAGCACCAGCGCGCAGCUGUACGGUGUGUUCUACGCCACCUCCUUCCUGGACCUGUACCGGCGCCCCCGUCAGGUCAGCACCUCGUCCCUCAGCCUGACGGUCACGGUGGAGAGUGACGAGCAGUACCUCUUCCUGGUGCGAGUCGUCUCUCCGUCCAUGGGUCCUCCCUCCGAGUACGCCGUGGUGAAGAUGAUCCCCAACGAGCGCCUGCCUCCCAGGAACCUCCACCGCGUCCGGGUGGACGGGACGACGGCCACGCUCAAGUGGCAGCCGCCCUACGACGCGCCCAGCGCGCCGCUGACGUACGCCAUCCACGUGCGCGACGUGAUCCGCAAAGAGGAGCGCGACUACAAGCUGACGAGCAGGAACAACACGGUGGAGUUCCUGCUGAGCGGCCUGGAGCCGGGGGGCCGCUACAGCGUCUCCGUGCGCCUGCGCAACAUGAGCAAAGAGGCCGGAUUCACCCUCAGCACAGUUCCUCUUCCGGCUCCGGAGGCCCUGAAGAUCCUGACGGAGAAAGACCACGUGUUCCUCCUCUGGAAGAGUCUGGCCGUCAGGGAGAAGGGCUUCAACGAGAGCCGGGGUUACGAGGUGCACGUGUACGACAGCGUCACCAACCAGACGUCCUACCUGGGGAACACCACGGAGACGUACUUCCGCAUCGGCAGCCUGCUGCUGGGACACAACUACACCUUCUCGGUGCAGGCGCGCUGCCUCCUCAGCGGCCAGCUGUGCGGCGAGGCGGCCCUGCUGCUCCACACGCAGCUGACGGCAGGGGCCAGCGGCGCGUCCCGCAGCGAGGGACACACGGGGGACGUGGCGGCGGUGGUGGUGCCGGUCCUCUUCCUGCUGCUGCUGGGGGUGUGCGGCGGCUUGGUGGCGCUCUACCUGCGGCACCGCCGGCUGCAGAACAACUUCACCGCCUUCGCCAACUCCCAUUACAACUCGCGCCUGGGCUCCGCCAUCUUCUCCUCUGGGGACGAGCUGGGCGAUGAUGACGAAGAUGCUCCCAUGAUCAGCGGCUUCUCGGACGACGUCCCGAUGGUCAUCGCGUAGCGAGACGCCCCCCCCCUCCCCUCCUUCUGUUGCCUGUUUCUCGCUCUGUGCUCCCCUUGACCCUCCCCCCUCGCCCCCCCCCACUCGACAAAGCGAAGAAUAAACGGGCGGAAGACUUACUCGUCCACGAUAAGCAGGAAACAUGAAGACAAAAAAAAGUGUCAAAGGAGAAAGAUAUUUUUCAAAAAUACAAUGCACUUUUUGUGGACGCGCAAUAACUUAUUUUUUAUAAUGUUAAACAUAUAUAUAUAUACAUAUAAAUAUAAAUAUAAAUAUAUAUUUAUAUUUAUAUGUAUAUAGGGUAAAAGGACUAAUGGUCUAAAGGAGGAAAGGAAGAAGUGGACUCUGAAGUGAAGGAGUCGAGUUUGUCGGAAAGAGACCAGAUCUGUAAACUCACCAGCCAAUCAGAGCGCUCCAUUGCUUGAAGCCAAAAAAACACACGUAUGAGAAAAAUAUAGGAAGAGAACAACUGUAUACAACACGUCCAAAUAGACAGAGCGAUAAUAGUCACAUAUUUGGGCUUAGGUACUAUGGCAGGAUUCGCCGGUUAGAUGAUAACCGUGAAAUCGAGUUUCAUCUUUUUCCAUUUCAGCGUUUCUUGGUAAAUGUGUUGACGGGUCGACCCUCGUAGAUUCACCUUUAUUUUCCACCACCAGCACGCCGUCGUAUGUCCGUGCGUAGAGGCCACAUUCUCCUUCAAGCGCUGCUCAUCGCAUUUGUAAAUACCGGCUUUUAAUAAUACGUCCUCACCUCGUGAUGCUGCACCGUGUCAUUCUGUACAAAUGGGUUAAAUCGGCCAGGACCACGAAUUAAAGGCCCUCGGCGUCUUUGCCAUAGCUGUAGUCGUAGAGGAAGUGGGUUCUCAGGGAACUGUGUCGGAUCGGACACCAGCGCCACCACCACCACGGCUUAGGCAGCGCGGCCCAUCCGCCCGCGUUGAAUCCGUGUUUUUGGAGGAACCGGAAGUCGUGUCCGGUGACGCAGAGGUUUUUAGACGUGUCUCCAUAUCUCAGCGGCGACUUCUUUUUCCAGAAACUUGAGCCUGUUGAGAAGCUGUUGGGAAGCUAACCAGCGGUAUGCUAGCCGCCCGGUUGUUUGCUAGCACGAGUCCGCUACCGAUGAAUACAUUUCAAAAGUACGGCUAGCUAGUAGCAUGUGUGCUAGCACGAGUCCGCUACCGAUGAAUACAUUUCAAAAGUACGGCUAGCUAGUAGCAUGUGUGCUAGCACAAGUGAAAUCAAGCUUUUAUUAACUAAACACAUUUUAAAGGUAUGCCUGCUAGCUAGUAGCAUGCUACAUUCAAAAUGUUUGAUUAAAAAGUGCAUUUUAAUGAUUUCUAGAAAAAGCCCUCCGUUCUUUUAAGGUUUCCCCCGUUGAGUUAAUUUUAAAACGUUUUUUAAACGAUGUUCAUCAAAACAAACCACUGCAAAAAGCAAAAGUUUUCAUUAUCUAAUCAGCUGUUUACUCCUUUUCCUUUUUGUUGCACCGUGUUGUUUAGUCUGACAACCAUCCAAAGCGGAAAAAUAUUCUAUUUCAUAAAACUACUGAGUGUUUCGGCAACUUUGCUAACGGAAUAAUUUGAGUGACUCAAUAAUAGAGGCUUGGUGUCACCCUCCCAAAACGUAGCAAUAUAUUUGCUGUCAUCCAGCUGAUUAAAAGUCCCGUGUCCACGUUUCUGGAAAAAGAUGUUUCUGUUGGCUGUUUUUAAUUUUAUAUUUUCGUGCACCUGAGCUCCGCUAAACGUGUAUUUAGGAUCAUGAACUGAAACGUGUACUUUUUGCCAUUUGCAUUGUCCUUUUUUAAGUUCCAGUUAGUGGUACCAGUUGUAUGUACAGAAGAGAACUGUUGCACGUAAUUGUAUGAUCACAAAAAAAGGAAUUUGGGGGUAUCUGCCCCCCCCCCGACUCUGUACUGUAGUCCAUUAACUGAUAUUUUGUGUUCGGUUUGAGCCGUUCAGCUUUCUCUUGUUUGUUCGACGUCUUCAUGAAUGUAUUUUAUAUCUGUCCCAGCUCAUUAUGCUACUGCCCACCUGUGAAGUUAGUGCACCCCCCCCCCCCCCCUCUG
Messenger RNA from Pungitius pungitius (ninespine stickleback), 7074 nucleotides. It is a transcript of the gene sorl1, whose product is annotated as sortilin-related receptor, L(DLR class) A repeats containing. The record is from RefSeq and is a predicted model, not a curated record. Gene Ontology annotation, molecular function: hormone binding; protein binding. Gene Ontology annotation, cellular component: apical plasma membrane; plasma membrane; signaling receptor complex. NCBI's taxonomy places the organism in Eukaryota, Metazoa, Chordata, Actinopteri, Perciformes, Gasterosteidae. The coding region runs from base 1 to 5010 and encodes 1669 amino acids. The transcript is spliced from 37 exons. Gene Ontology annotation, biological process: receptor-mediated endocytosis.